AGCAGCUCGUGCGUAGCUGGUUGUCCCGAGCAGAAAGCGGGGCAGGAUCGCGGGCGCUGCACGAACCGAGGGGCGGAUAAUCGCGCGGCUGUGUUUUUCAAUGCGAAACGGAGGAAACACUGAAUCCACCAGCACCGAGGCACCUUUUUUUUUUAGCUCGCUGUUUUUCCCCUUGUUCUCCAGCGACCUCGGUGUGCGCUCUCUCGGGUUUGGUCCGAGAAACAAAAGCGAAAAAAGCAGUGAAGGUGUUUGUGUGGUUGUAGAUCAGGACUCGAGGGAGGGGAGGGGAGGGGAGGCGGCGCGGUAUGAACGCCCGCUCACCGGCCCUGCUGUGGGUGAGAGAGCAGGCAGCGCUCCGUGUAACCGCGACACGCACCGAGCAACAAAGACGCGGUUACUUUCAUGUCCGUUAACUCGUCCUCAGAUUGAACCCGCGCUCAAAGAGAAAGAACAAGGGAUAAGGCUACGGUUUGAUCUCUGGAGCUCUCGUGUGUGUGUGUGUGUGUGUGUGUGUGUGUGUGUGAGAGAGAGAGAGAACAUAAAAAAGCCACGAUGAUGCCCUCGAUCGCCGUCCAGAUCCUUCUUCUCGGCUUGUGCGUGAGCAGAGCCGCGGCUCAGCCAGCGUCCACCCCGGCCGUGUGCGCACCCGCGUGCCGCUGCGACGGAGACGGAGGCGCUGACUGCUCCGGGAGAGGACUGAGCUCCGUGCCGAACGGCCUCAGCGCCUUCACCUACUACCUUGACCUCAGCAUGAACAACAUCACAGAGCUGCCUGCGAAUGUGUUCAAGAACCUGCCGUACCUGGAGGAACUAAAGACUGGAGUGAUAAAGAACCGAGUUAACCCCGGUGCAGUGGGACAGUACAGCAGGGAACGAUGUGGUCACAAACAGUUCUGUCACGUGGAUGUAACUCAGUUCUGUCACGUGGAUGUAACUCAGUUCUGUCACGUGGAUGUAACUCAGUUCAGUCACGUGGAUGUAACUCAGUUCUGUCACGUGGAUGUAACUCAGUUCUGUCACGUGGAUGUAACUCAGUUCAGUCACGUGGAUGUAACUCAGUUCUGUCACGUGGAUGUAACUCAGUUCUGUCACGUGGAUGUAACUCAGUUCAGUCACGUGGAUGUAACUCAGUUCUGUCACGUGGAUGUAACUCAGUUCUGUCACGUGGAUGUAACUCAGUUCUGUCACGUGGAUGUAACUCAGUUCAGUCACGUGGAUGUAACUCAGUUCUGUCACGUGGAUGUAACUCAGUUCAGUCACGUGGAUGUAACUCAGUUCUGUCACGUGGAUGUAACUCAGUUCUGUCACGUGGAUGUAACUCAGUUCUGUCACGUGGAUGGAACUCAGUUCUGUCACGUGGAUGGAACUCAGUUCUGUCACGUGGAUGUAACUCAGUUCUGUCACGUGGAUGUAACUCAGUUCUGUCACGUGGAUGUAACUCAGUUCUGUCACGUGGAUGUAACUCAGUUCAGUCACGUGGAUGUAACUCAGUUCAGUCACGUGGAUGUAACUCAGUUCAGUCACGUGGAUGUAACUCAGUUCUGUCACGUGGAUGUAACUCAGUUCUGUCACGUGGAUGUAACUCAGUUCUGUCACGUGGAUGUAACUCAGUUCUGUCACGUGGAUCUGCGUGGUGCCAGUAUGAUGCAGGACUUCCCCAGUCUGUCUGGAACAGGGAACCUCGAGAGCCUCACCCUAACAGGCACAAAGAUCAGAGCCGUACCGUCAGAUCUGUGUGAGGAUCUCUCAGUUCUCCGGACUUUAGAUCUUUCCUACAAUGAGAUUGAAGAGCUGCCUUCCUUGCAGGGUUGUGUGAGUCUUCAGGACAUAACGCUGCAGCAGAACCACAUACAGCAGCUGGAGCGUGACACUUUCCUUGGCCUAACCAACCUCAGAAUCCUAGACCUGAGCAGGAACGAGCUGAAGUUCAUCCACCCAGAUGCUUUCCACUCUCUCAGCGCUCUGACCAGCCUGGAUCUGAGCAUGAAUCUUUUAGCCAGUGUUCCUACCGCCGGACUAAACGCACUGAACCAGAUCAAGCUGACAGGCAACAUGAACAUGAGGAGCAGCCUGAGCGCCGUCGGCCUCCCCAAGCUCAGGUCUAUAUCAGUGCCGUAUGCAUAUCAGUGCUGUGCUUUCAUUGCUUGUGAUGGCACACGGAGUUCCUUGGAAAGAGAGGACAGGAGGAAAGGAAUAGGUGUGGUUGAGGAGAUGGAGAGGCCUGCCCUGCUCAUGCAUUGUUCUCCUUCUCCAGGUGCAUUUAAGCCGUGCGCCCACCUGCUUGGCAGCUGGAUGAUUCGCCUGACUAUAUGGUUCAUCUGCCUGGUGGCUCUCCUGUUUAACUGCCUCGUCCUGGUUGCAACCCUUUCUCCACAGAGCUGUCGGCUUUCACCCACCCGCAUGCUUGUGAGCAUCCUAGCAUCAUCCAACCUGCUCACAGGUUUCUACGUGACUGCACUGGUAGUCGUGGAUGCCGCCACCUGGGGCUCGUUUGCAUCCUAUGGCGUGUGGUGGGAGACGAGUGUUGGGUGCCAGGCGCUCAGCAUGCUGGCCAUGUUCUCAUCCGAGUGGGCUGUCCUGGUGUUGCCUCUGGCCGCUGUGGAGCGCAGCCUGGCUGUCCAGGCACUGAUGGGUAAAGCGGGAGCACUGAGAAGCUGCGACCGAAGGGGUCAGAGAAGGAAGUUUGGACUGGCUGCAGGACUUCUGGGUGUACUGGCAGCUGGGGUAGCAUUUUUAAGCCUAUAUCAAGGAGCAGUAGAGGGUUCUCCACUGUGCCUGCCCUUCUCUGGAGGUUUGGCACCUGGGCUGGGUGUGACAGUGGCACUGGUGUUGCUGAACACACUUGCAUACCUGUUGAGCGCCGUGAUAUACACAAGGCUCUACUGUGGUCUGGGCCGGGCACAGCUUGCCGAUCCAGAACAAGCAGGUUCUGUGAGGCACGUCGCGUGGCUUAUUUUUACCAAUUGCAUCUUCUUCUGCCCUGUUGCAGCCUUCUCCUUUGCCCCAUUGCUGACCGGGAUGGGAAGUGCAGCCGGAAGCCCGGACAUGGCAAAAUCAGUUACGUUGAUCUUCUUUCCUCUGUCUGCUUGCCUGAACCCAGUGCUGUAUGUGUGCUUCAGCCCUGCCUUCCGGCACGACUGGCUCCGGCUAAGGGGGCGGCUCAGAUUCGGGAGAGUUGGGAAAGCCAUUGGGACCGGUCCAGUGGGCAUCACCGGAUCAGCUGAAGGUGAAGUCUCGAGUGAACUGGGCUACGAAUGUGGCAUGUGCGAACGCUGCGAGGCAGCUCUUCUAGCAAGAGCAUCUUCAUCGUCUGCCUCGUCGUCUUCCUCUUCCUCCUGCACAUGCAGACAUUUAGUGAAGUGGCACAGUUGCCCGGCGCUUACAGCAGGUGAGGUUCCAUGCUCGCAUUCCGAGGGUGACUGGGCCGACUGCGGUACUCUGUCAGCGCACUCGGAAUACGCAGACGAGGGAGAUUCGUUUGUAUCGGACAGCUCGGAGCAGGCGCAAGCAUGCGGCCGCGCCUGUUUCUGCCAGAGUCGUGGCUUACCUUUAGUGCAUUACUCUUACAACAUGCCCAGCAUUAAAGACUGAGAAUGAGUCACUGCAAACACACACACACACACACACACACUUUUUACAUGUUCACUUAUUCACUACAGAGUGUCUGCCUCACAUGGCACACACAAGCACCGUAUAUUAGGCGAUUUGUGAUAUGCCUGGGAGCCUGAGACAUUCAACUGGCCAGGAAGCACUUUUAAACACAUCUGUGUGUGUGUGUGUAUGUGUGUGUGUGUAUGCAUACACAUGUGAAGCGAUGCUGAAGCCUCGUCAGUAACUAAAAAGGGGAACUGACAAUACGAAAAAGACUCACUGAGCCAAAUGUCAGCAGGACUUGAAUUGUUUUCUGUUUUUUUUUUUUUUUUCUUCAUGUCUGCAUGGCUGCAACGAGCUGACUGACUUCCAUAAUCCUUAAAGAACACAAAGCCGAGCGCUACCGCCCACCCCUCACUCUCCGACAGAACUUCGGUUUGCAAAGAGAUAAGCUGAGAAGCUUUUUUUGUCAUGAUUUUGUUCUUCACUGUUGGCAUUCCUUGUUUUAUUGACCUCAGCAUGUGACGAAAGUGUGGGAUCUUUACCCAUGUAGCUGCAUACGUGUACAUGUUAGUCAUGGAGAAUGUAACAUAACACAGAAACUUUUGAAGAGUGUGUCUAUUUUUACUGCCUCUUUUCUUGGAAAUUCUGCUAAUAUUUAGCACUGGCCAGCAGCCAUUCCCUCGCACUGUUCAGUCCAUCAUGUGCUUCCCCGGAGCCUUCGGCGGGGAAACGGCAGUUCGAAGGCACAAAAUAACGGACGUCGAUUCUAAUUACGUUUGUGGCGCUCUCAGCCGUAGCAGUCAUCGUUAGCAACUUAGACAUUAGCGACGGCUUUAUCGUACACUUAGUUCCCUAAUUUAUAAACAUGAAAUAUAUGUAAAAUUGUUUCAGUUAUAUUAAUGUAAAUAAUUCAGAGCUUAUGGUACUGUAUAUGACACAUGUUUGGACUUUCAUAUUGCGCCAUUCUGUCAUCACACGGAUAAAAACAAACUCAGGCCCCAUUUUUCGGAAAGGUUAUACAGCUUUGUAUAUGAUGGAAUAGAUUGCAAAUCUAAAUAUAUACUGUAGGUGUGGAAUAAAACUCUAAAGCAGGUGCUGUUAUCAGAAAAUUAUGACAUUGAUCAUUUUUCAAUAACACAUUAUGCCUAGUUGUGUUUUAUUCCUCAGAUCCAACAGCAACAUAUCAGAUAAAUCGUUUAUUCGUGUCAAAAUUUUAAUGAUUUUUGCUUUCUUUGACUAUUGUGGCACAUCCAUGAGACACUUUAUCCUGUUAUCACUCACGUUACAGCAGCUAUAAACAAUCACCAGCAUCUCUGUUUUUCUUUCUGUUGGUUAGUGAGACUAGAAAACACAGCUUAGGUUGCAAAGCACUUAAAAAUACUAAAGAAUCCUUCCAUAAAUGUUAAACAUACAUCUGGGUACAGAGGCUACGCUAUAACCGUGAUCUACAUGUUUGUCAUUGUGAACAUGGCUUCCAUUAUGAACAGGUUUUCAUUAAAAAAAAUACACAGUCAACAUUUUACAAAAGCUCAUCCUUUCAUUUGUAUUAUUGCUAAUCUAUUCUCCCUUUUUUUUUUUUUUUACUUUUUUAUAUUGCAUUUCGUCCCAGUAAUGUUUCUCACACUGGGGUCUUCAUGGACUCAACGCUCAAGAGCAUGAGCGGUUUUAUCGAUCGAUAAACGACGUUACGUUUCCUUGUCUCGUGUUCUAUUUAAGAUUUAUAUACUGCCAUAAUAACUAUAAUUUUAUAAACACCAUAUUUACCUUCUUCACCACUUACAUGUCCAGAAUGCAAACAUGUAUAUCAUCUAUACUGGUGUUUUUACCCUGAUCUCAGUGAACAGAAACCUUUCCAUGUCACUUUUCACUUCUGCAGAUAGAAUAUACCUUCAUCCAGGUUUUAUUUAGUUUCAUUUAUAUUGUUGUGUUAGACAAAUAAGCUUCCACCAGCUGAUGUUUAAGCUUAAUCUCUUAAAUGCAAUAGCAAUUAAUGUCACUAACAAAUUCCAGAUUUUCGGGUGUGUCGUUUCUGUCAUGAUUCUAUCUUUUUACGUCCAUCUGUGUUCGAGUGUUGUAAAUUAUUCGUGUAAUCGAGAAUGGGAUGCAUUGUCUAACCAUGGAAGCUACCUCUUUAACUGUAGCGGCUGCCGGUCAUGUGCAGAGUGGAUGAGAGAGUGGUGGCUCGUGUGUUUUAUGUUCUUUAUGUUUUAUGUCGACUGUAUGAUUAAUCGCGCUGUAAAUACGUCUAGUUUGUAUUGUCACUGAAUGAAAGUCACAUUUUAGUUUAUACCAAUUGUGGGAGGAAAUUGUGUACGAUAUAUAUAGUAAAUUUUGUAAAGCAAACCAUAUAAAGUAAAUUGCUUAAAGUCUGA
Messenger RNA from Tachysurus fulvidraco (yellow catfish), 5966 nucleotides. It is a transcript of the gene lgr4, whose product is annotated as leucine-rich repeat containing G protein-coupled receptor 4. Gene Ontology annotation, molecular function: protein-hormone receptor activity; protein binding; G protein-coupled receptor activity. The coding region runs from base 553 to 3591 and encodes 1012 amino acids. Gene Ontology annotation, cellular component: membrane. The record is from RefSeq and is a predicted model, not a curated record. Gene Ontology annotation, biological process: G protein-coupled receptor signaling pathway. The transcript is spliced from 12 exons. Lineage: Eukaryota; Metazoa; Chordata; Actinopteri; Siluriformes; Bagridae.